GCCUGCUCAGAGCAUCCUCGGUCGCCAAGCGCGCCUUUUGCACGGCGAGGGCGGAGGCGAGUGGUCCUGCGGAGAGGAUGGCAGGGAAGAUAGGCGCGGCAUUGUCCUGAGGUGGAGGAGGAGGAGGAGAGGCCAUCAUAUAGGACGAACAGCCCAGGUCUCUUUCCCAGAGGAGCUUGGGGCUGAGGGUGGCACAGCUGCGCCAUCCACGGCACUAGGAGGAGGCUAAACGAACGAGCCCUUUUCCUGUCAGAAAAAUCCUGUCAGGGUCGCUGAGGGAAAGAGGAGCAGCCCUCACAUUUUUUUUAAAGAACCCCCCCUCCCGCUUUUCGUGUGAAGCGAGAAUCGCUUACGAAGGAGCAGGAGGGAAAGGAGCACAGGACCCGGAGAUAACGCUUCCAAUUCCCUUGUUGGACUGUGACAUUUUGCAUUUUUAAAACACACACAAUACCUUCCUGGGUGUUUGUUUAGUUAUUCCUGCUGACUGAAGGGUCAAGAGUCUUAAAAUACAUGUCCUGGCAGAAACCAGCAGAUGGCUGAACAAAUUUAAAUGAAUGAUGCCAUUUCUAGGGACACGGCGAUAGGUGGAGCAGCAAAUCCACUAUGUUUUCCUGCCUGGUGCCUAAGCUGAGGAACUGCUUUUUGUGACCACAGAGGUUUUGUAUUAAAUUUCUUGGCAUUUUUCUUUUUUACCUUUUUGGAUUUGUAGUACAGUUUUUUAAUUCUCCUCCUUUGAUUUGAAAUGAGGAUCUUUGUAAUUUCAUAACGCAAUUUGUACCGGGUGUGUGUAGCCCUGUUCAAGGAACUUUAUUCAGAAUCAAGCUUGAAAAGGGGGGAAUCCAGCUUUGAUUGUGAGAGAGCACACCCUUCCUCCACAAUGUGGACUUUUCUGGGCAUUGCCUCUUUCAUCUAUGUCUAUAAGAAAUGUGGAGAUUUGCUGAAUUAUGCCAACAAGGAGGUCCUGAUUUCCAUGCUGGUGUUCUCUCUUGGUUUGCUGCUGUCCUAUCGGUACCGGACAUGGGGACUAAAGCAACAGAAGCACAGGCAAACCCAUUGUGGAAUGCUCUCUAAUUUUCUUGCUACUGUGCCUGUCCUUGGUUUUUUCUGGACUAAAUUCCACGCAGGCUCUCCAAAGGUGUUGAAACCGAAAUCCAAAGAGGAUAGAAGGGAAGUUGGUACCUCACCUGAGAGGACAAUUGAGACAAGUACGGGUUCAACUCUUGCCCCUCCAUGUGAUCCAGAAGUUAUCAUUGUGGGAUCCGGUGUGCUUGGCUCUGCUUUGGCAGCAGUACUGGCAAGGGAUGGAAGAAAAGUGACAGUAAUUGAGAGGGAUCUGAAGGAACCUGACAGGAUAGUUGGAGAAUUGCUGCAACCAGGGGGCUAUAAUGCUCUGAAAGACCUGGGCUUGGAAGAGGCUGUGGAAGGGAUUGAUGCCCACACAAUAAACGGCUAUGUAGUUCAUGACCUAGAAAGCAAAUCAGAAGUUGAAAUUCCUUACCCUGCUGUAACAGAUGGCCAGAUACAGAGUGGAAGAGCAUUCCAUCAUGGGCGUUUCAUCAUGGGUCUCCGAAGGACAGCCAUGGCAGAACCCAAUACAAAAUUCAUUGAAGGAACAGUGACACAGCUGCUUGAAGAAGAUGAAUGUGUUGUUGGAAUUUUGUACAAAGAUAAAGAAACUGGUGUUACAAAGGAGCUCCGUGCACCCCUUACUGUUAUUGCUGAUGGUCUCUUUUCCAAGUUUAGGAAAAAACUUAUCUCCAACAAAGUUAGAGUUCCAUCUCAUUUUGUGGGGUUAAUUUUGAAAAAUUCACCUCAGUUUAAAGCCAACCAUGCUGAACUUGUUCUGGGGAAUCCUAGUCCAGUACUUAUCUACCAGAUUUCUUCCAAUGAAACCCGAGUCCUUGUUGACAUUCGAGGUGAAAUGCCAAAGAACCUUAAAGAAUACAUGGUUGAACAGAUUUAUCCACAACUACCUGUGCACAUACAGGAGCCUUUCCUAAUAGCUGUGCAGAAUGAUCACUUGAGGACCAUGCCAGCAAGCUUUCUGGCUCCAUCCCCUGUAAACAAAUCAGGAGUCCUCCUUCUGGGUGAUGCUUACAACAUGAGGCACCCUCUAACAGGUGGAGGAAUGAGUGUUGUUCUGAAUGACAUCAAGAUAUGGAGACACCUGCUGCAGGCCAUUCCAGACCUGCAUGAGGAUUCGGCUAUUCUGGAGGCAAAGAAGUCCUUUUACUGGACAAGAAGAAAGUCCCAUUCCUUUGUCGUGAACGUCCUUGCUCAGGCACUUUAUGAAUUAUUUGCUGGAACAGAUGUUUCUCUGCGUCAGUUAAGGCAAGCCUGUUUCCUUUAUUUCAAGCUUGGUGGAGAGUGCGUAUCCGGCCCAGUUGGAUUACUGUCUGUCUUAUCGCCCAAGCCUGUUGUCCUGAUUGGCCACUUCUUUGCUGUUGCCCUCUACGCCGUGUAUUUCUGCUUCAAGUCCGAGUCCUGGAUCACCAAGCCGCGAGCGAUUUUCAGCAGCGUUGCUGUGCUGUACCGGGCUUGCUCCGUCAUAUUUCCACUCAUAUACUCUGAAAUAAAGUACCUCACCUAUUAAAUUCGAAAAGACAAAUCCGCAGGAAAAAGGAACACAGUAGACUCCCUUCUCUCCUCUCGCCCUCCAUUUUUGCGAAUGUGGGAUUAUUCUGUCCCUAAAAAGCAGACUUUUACUCUCUUUUUCAAGAAAAGGACCAAGCCUUGUUUUGUGUUUUUUGUAGAGAGAGGGCCAGCCUCUGGAUCUAAGAUCUUCCUAUAAGAGGGAUCCUAAGUGUGUAUAAUCCCAUGAACCAAGAAGGUAACAUUUCAGUAACGAUCAGCCCAAUCUAUGGGGAGGGAGAGGUAAUUCCUACUGCUGUUUCUGGGCGUAGCUCUUCAGAGCCAAGGGAGUGCAAAUAACCACCUCUGAUCUGCCUGUUGAGCUUCCCAUCCCUCUGGCUGCUGGGGCCAUGGCUAAAUGCUACACAAAACUCUGUAGCACAUGCGAUCCUGCCAAUAUAGGAGACAAGAUAGCCAGGAAUCAUUGUUCUCACUGAGGAGGUAAAUCUGUGCCUUGGCUGCAUCACUUUAGACUGGCGAUCAAAAAUGGAAUGACCAAAUGCUCUUCUACACAACCCUUCUUUGAAAAUAAGCAAAUAAAUUGCCCUGCACAUAGAAAACUAGCACAUCAGGGUGUGAGCUAGGCUAGAUUCAUGGAUGCAUUUCUUUUUAAAACAAUAUGAAGGAACAAUGAAUCAAUCGCGUUGAACCCUCACCUGCAGCCCAGGCCCAGGUUUGCUUCCUUGGGAGCUGGUUCAUUCUUGGCUUUUGAUUCAUACAAUGAAUACUGUGUAGUGCUAGCUCUGGCAGCCUCGCUGGUACUACUGCUGGCUCCUAAGGGUUUCUCGUGCCAGAAUUAUACAAAUCUGAAUAAUUUAGUUAUUAGUCACACAGACAUGAAUAUGUGCGUGUAUGUAUGUAAAAAUAAGAAACUCACAUACAAAAAAAUAUGUAAGUUUGAUUUCCUUAUACGGAUGACGAUUCUAAAAGAUGUUUCCAGGGACCACUAUAAAAAUGUUCAGGACAGAAGCUAAAAUGCUGAUUCCAGCAGAAGAUAGUUGAUGGAUUCUUGAGCAUGCCCUAUUAAUGUUAAUUAAAAGCUAAUGAAGCAAGGGGUAGUUCAAACAGUUAACUUUCUCUUUUUGCUGCUAAUGUUAUCUGUACCUUUGACAUUUUCUAUCUUUUAUGUGAAAUGUCCCUCUAUGAUGAGAUAAAAUCCUAAUGUGUUUUAUUCA
Messenger RNA from Zootoca vivipara (common lizard), 3806 nucleotides. RefSeq names its product squalene epoxidase (gene SQLE). Gene Ontology annotation, molecular function: flavin adenine dinucleotide binding; squalene monooxygenase activity. Lineage: Eukaryota; Metazoa; Chordata; Lepidosauria; Squamata; Lacertidae. The record is from RefSeq and is a predicted model, not a curated record. Gene Ontology annotation, cellular component: endoplasmic reticulum; membrane. Gene Ontology annotation, biological process: cholesterol metabolic process; sterol biosynthetic process.